CUGAACUGUUGUUCCAGGAGCACGAUAUCCAAUAUCGACAUAAAUGGCAAUUUCUGUUUAACGGAGCAACUACCGCUUGAAAAGGAGGUGGAAGAAGAACGUCUAAAAUUGGGACCAAAAGAAGAGAAAUCAAAAAAAUCGAAGCAGGAUGAAGCGCUAUGUAUGAUCAAGGAAGCAGCUGCGGCCGUAAAAGCGCAGGUGGAGAAAAGGGAAGCCCCCAGCAAGGAAAAAUCAGAUGACAGAAUUGAAUUUCGGGAUAACAAGUACUGGUACUUCGGUGGAAAUCCGGAUGUUCUAUCGGUCGACUCAGAGUGGCGAGUGAUUGAAUGCAAAUGA
Molecule: messenger RNA, 336 nt
Organism: Cooperia oncophora
Lineage: Eukaryota; Metazoa; Nematoda; Chromadorea; Rhabditida; Trichostrongylidae
Source: the annotation of a GenBank genome assembly